Episyrphus balteatus (marmalade hoverfly) is the source of this 1746-nucleotide messenger RNA. RefSeq names its product transmembrane protein 183 (gene fsd). Gene Ontology annotation, cellular component: SCF ubiquitin ligase complex. Gene Ontology annotation, molecular function: protein binding. The record is from RefSeq and is a predicted model, not a curated record. Gene Ontology annotation, biological process: regulation of protein stability. The transcript has 3 exons. NCBI's taxonomy places the organism in Eukaryota, Metazoa, Arthropoda, Insecta, Diptera, Syrphidae. Bases 85 to 1134 code for a protein of 349 amino acids.
AAAUGUCAGUUUUGACAGUAUGGAAAUUUGUUUUGUUUACGUUUUUUUUUUUGUUUCUUGAUAUUUUGUGUGUGGAAUUUGGCGAUGGAUUUUUCAGAAAAGUUAAAAUUUCGAUCAAAAAAUCGACAGAGAAAUGAAAUCGUCCUGCAGGACCUUGCAAAUGAAAUAACUUUAAAUGUCAAACCAAAACGAGGGAACUCAAACUUUAAUUCUACUCAAUCCCAAACUGAAACAGUUGUCUUCAACCACAUACUGGAUGAUGUAUGGUUUAAUAUAGCCGAUCACCUUAAUCCCGAAGAUGUUGGAACGUUUGCCUUAAUUUGCCGCCAAAGUGCAAAUGUAGUUGCUUGUGCUAUAUUUUGGAAAAAACUCUACCGACGUUUUUGUAAAGAUACAAAAAAACUUCCAGACAACUUGAGAUCAAGAUGUGAAAAUCAAAUUGGCUCAAUUCGUAGUAAUGUCAUUUGUGCAUUAUUUCAUUUAUAUCCUCCGUUCAUAGCUAGAAUCAAGAAAGGCUAUGAAAUGUCUUCAGUUCAUGGUUAUGGUUGUAAUUACAAUUGGUAUUGGAAAACUGGACCAUAUUGGUUUUUCUGUUAUAAACUAUGGAAUAAAACAAAAACAAGAAAACCCAAAGAGGAGGAGAUUGAAGAUUCAGACGAAGACGAUGAAUAUGGUCUAAAUAGUAUUCUAAAUAAACUAAAUAAUGUCUUUGAGAAUCCCGAUGAAGGAAUUUAUUUGCUUUUGGUAAUUACAAAUAAAUUUAUACCAUUACCUGAACUUCGCACUGCCAUGAUAUUGCAUUCUACACGGCAAUUACUUAAUUCCGAUUUGAGAAACACAAAUGUGGAAUUGACUUUUUUACCUGAAAACCAACAACAGACCUCAAAAUUAUCAGUGGAUAUACUUUAUACGUCAUGUAAGCAUAGAGUAAUACCAUGGUGGCAUCCGGACUUUGAAAGAGUUCAAUUAUUGUAUAAAAAACAAGAAUUCCUGAAUCGACAUCGAUCUGGUACAGAAGCCAUUUUCUGUACUUUCGUGAUCAUACAAUUAAAUCGCAAAAAAUUGCUUAGAUCUAUGACUUUUGAAAACGUCACAAAUGCUCACCAUACAACAUGGGGUAGUACUGAUAUGUAGCAAAAGAGUGAGUAUCAUAUAAACUUUAUCGUGGGAAAACUGACACUUCUUUUCGAACUUUUCAGUCAGCGGAUGACAUCUUCCCAAUUUCCACAGUUCAACAAAAAUUCAAUUAUGAUACUACAUUGCAUACCAGGAAUGAAGUUAUUUGUUAACUGCAACCGAAGAGGCGAUAGUCCAGUUACAUAGCUAAUAAGGUAAGUAGAGGUAAAAAUUGGUGUCAAAUAUAAGAUAAAUUGUACUUUUAAAAUGGAAAUUUCUAUGUGAUAACCCAAUUUUAAAGGAAAAAUUGCUACGUGACAAAAUUUGUCAUAUUUUUAAAGUUUGGUCAAAAAGGAAAUGACACCUCCCCUAGUACUGCCUGCAAAAACAGUACAUAUCAGCCAUUUGAAGGCUUUUCUUAAUCUGCUGCGAGCUCUUAGAGUAUCAUAAUUUUGUUGGUCAUAAUAUAUUCUUUAUAGUGGUUACCAUAUUUUCAGGUCUAUAUUCUUUAAAUUAGAAAUCGGCAAAAAUAAAUAUAAAAUAAGGAGCAAGAAUUUUGUUAUGUGAUUUCAAUUGACUUAAGUAUGCUGAAUUUAAAACUAUUUACAGAUUUAUUCUAUCACUUCUUGU